Molecule: messenger RNA, 1407 nt
Organism: Physella acuta
Lineage: Eukaryota; Metazoa; Mollusca; Gastropoda; Physidae
Source: RefSeq, a predicted model, not a curated record
AUGGCUUCAGUUACUAGCUGGAUGCAAAACAACACAGACCAUUUUUACUAUCAAGAAGAUCAAGGAACAAAUGGUGUAAACGUCGACUCAAAGAAUACCACAGAAAGCAUACUAACAAAUGCUACAAACGAUUACUUAAUUAGCACCACCGACAGCAUACCAAUAGAUGACCAAAACAUAGAUGUAACUAGUACCACAGACAACAUACCAAUAGAUGACCAAAACAUAGAUUUAACUAGUACCACAGACAACAUACCAAUAGAUGACCAAAACAUAGAUGUAACUAGUACCACAGACAUAAUACCAACAGGUGACCCACACUUCUACACAACUAUCAAAUUUAUCCAUAAUACAGAUAUCAGACCAACUUAUGGACUAAACGACGAUUCAAGUAAAACCACAUCACGCUUUUCUACAAAAAGCCCAACAGUCUACUCAAAGAAAACCACAACUAGCAUUUCAACUAAAGGCCCAAGUAUCUACUCAAGUAAAACCACAACUAGCAUUACAACAAAAAGCCCAACUGUCUACUCAAAUAAUACUACAAAUACUAUAACAACAACAGUACCAACAGUCUACUCAAGUAAACUCACAACUAGGAUUACAACAAAAGGCCCAACUAUCUACUCAAAUAAUACUACAAAUACUAUAACAACAACAGUACCAACAGUCUACUCAAGUAAAACCACAACUAGCAUUACAACAAAUAUCGUCUACUCAAACAAUAACACAAACAGCAUACCAACAAAACGCCCAAGUCUCUACUCAAAUAAUAACACAAAUGACAUAACAACAAAUAUCCCAAACUUCGACUCAAAGAUUAUCGCAAAUAGCAUCACAACAAGUGGUAAUUACGUCAUAUUAAAUAGUACCACCUUCAGCAUGACCACAAAAGGCGUCCCAGUUGACUCAAAGAUUACUGCAGAUGACAAUGAGACUACAAUAAUUAUAAUAUUUGUUGUUAUUUUCAUCGUCAUACUCAUUGUUGGUAUUUCUACAGCAAAACUAAUUCGCAGACGUAAGAAAAAUAACUCGCAAAACUGUCAAACUCUAAGCGAUCAACAGACAAUAUCUCAAGUUGGGCAGUCCGAAAAUGCCUCAAACAUCCACAUUAUUCAUGAACAAGCGCUUUCAAACGAGUCCGAAAUAGUCUACUACUCUAGACUAGAAAUCUACGCCAAUCUAAGAAAUGAUGAAGAUAGUACAUAUGCGCAACCAAAUAAUUCGGACUCUGACAGUGAUUGCAACGAUUCUAGAUUAGAAAACUACCACAAUAUAAGCAACGACCCGCAAAAUGCUUAUGUUGGUGUUGUUUUGUACGAAAACGUCAACAAACCAACAAUUUCAAACUUAAACAACGACAGCAGAGCUGCUGAGUACAACAACGUUAAGGCGUCCACAGAUUGA